GAUGAAGUUCCUGGCUCUGUGCUUGUUCCUGCUCUUCGCCCUGGUGGCCGUACAGGCUGCUCCCGGUGGCUUUGGAGGACAUGGUGGCGGCGGUGGCGGUGGAUACGGCGGUGGCGGUGCCUCUGCUAAUGCCAACGCAAACGCUCAGGCCACUGCUGAUGGCCGUGGAGGACCAGCCUCGGCUACGGCCAAUGCACAAGCUAGCGCAGUUUCAAGCGGAGGCGGUGGUGGCGGUGGCCACUACCGGGGUUAAGCGAUUUGCCCCUGCGAGGACUUAAAUAUGGAAUCCCAAAAGAUGGAAAAAGUAGGCACGUCUUCUGACGAGCCUUCUUCAUUAAAACGAUACCCACAAAAUGUUCAAAUAAACUUAUGUUUACGGAAACAAAA
This is a messenger RNA of Drosophila bipectinata, 387 nucleotides long. RefSeq names its product ctenidin-1. Lineage: Eukaryota; Metazoa; Arthropoda; Insecta; Diptera; Drosophilidae. The record is from RefSeq and is a predicted model, not a curated record.